Oryctolagus cuniculus (rabbit) is the source of this 3267-nucleotide messenger RNA. It is a transcript of the gene CHIC2, whose product is annotated as cysteine rich hydrophobic domain 2. The record is from RefSeq and is a predicted model, not a curated record. Gene Ontology annotation, cellular component: Golgi-associated vesicle; plasma membrane. NCBI's taxonomy places the organism in Eukaryota, Metazoa, Chordata, Mammalia, Lagomorpha, Leporidae.
CGCGCCGGCCCACGCCCGCGCUCCCGGGAAGUCUCGCGAUGCGCGGCCGGCUGCUCCCGCUGCGGGCGGCUCGGGCUGUUGCUGUGGUUGCCUGAGUUGCGGCGGCGGCGCCGGUGGAGGUGGCGGCGGCCGGGCGGAUGUUGACACUGUGUUGUUGUUGCUGCGGACGGUAAUGGCGGCGGCGGCCCGGACCCCUUCCCGUGUGUAGCCGGCGCGGACACAGCCGGGCGCGAACUCCGCGGCCUCUGGGCCGGCGGCGGCGGCGGCGGCGGCGACUCCCCUCAGCCCCCACCGCCGGGCCGCCCGCAGCGGGCGCCGGCCCCGGAGUCAGGCCCCCCUGGGCGGGGGGCGCGGAAGCGCAGGAUGGCGGAUUUCGACGAGAUCUACGAGGAGGAGGAGGACGAGGAGCGGGCCCUGGAGGAGCAGCUGCUCAAGUACUCGCCGGACCCGGUGGUGGUCCGCGGCUCCGGUCACGUCACCGUAUUUGGACUGAGCAACAAAUUUGAAUCAGAAUUCCCUUCUUCAUUAACUGGAAAAGUAGCUCCUGAAGAAUUCAAAGCCAGCAUCAACAGAGUUAACAGUUGUCUUAAGAAGAACCUUCCUGUCAAUGUGCGCUGGCUCCUCUGCGGCUGCCUUUGCUGCUGCUGCACGCUGGGUUGCAGCAUGUGGCCAGUUAUCUGCCUCAGUAAGAGAACACGAAGAUCGAUUGAGAAGUUAUUAGAAUGGGAAAACAAUAGGUUAUACCACAAGCUGUGCUUGCACUGGAGACUGAGCAAAAGGAAAUGUGAAACGAGCAACAUGAUGGAAUAUGUCAUCCUCAUAGAAUUUUUACCAAAGACACCGAUUUUUCGACCAGAUUAGCGUUGAUCGUAUUGAUAGAGACUUUCCAAGUACGUUGUCUUUCCAAUGGUGCCUUGCUCGGUGCUCUCCUGGUGGUGACAUAACAUUGGUUCUACAGAACAGUGUGGUGGUGUUUGUUUGUUUGUUUGUUUGUUUUUUUCUAAAUAACCGCAUGUUCUAAGUGUGCAUUUUUGUCAAACUUUGCAAGUUAUUUCAUACAGAUGUUUAAUACUUAAGUUAUUGUACUCUGUUCUGUUAUGUAUUCUGAGUUUCAAGGAUUACUUUUUUGUAUUAUCAAAAAAAUACAUUUGAACUUAGCAUAAAAAGUGGCCAGCCUUUUUUAUUUUAUCACCAAGGUACACAGAAUCUUUUAUUUAUAAAUUCCUUAACAUAGAAAACACCUUUGUAAGGCUCUACUUAUCUAUUCUAGCAAGCACAAAUUGUAUUAUUUUUUCUUGCUUUUACAUUUAUCCUAGUCGUUAUUAUUUUAAAAGCCUUUGGAACCAGACAUUCCCCCUUCCAUACAAUUCCUAACACUGUUUACAGCGGUUACGUCUGUGCCAUCGUGAAGGCCUGCCUGUCUUCCAAGGUGGUACGGCAGAAUUAAAUUAUUUUUACUCCUAGAGUAGGCAGAUCAAGGGAUGGUGUGCAUGCAUCAGUGGCUCCUAGAGCUCAGGAUCGCAAAGUAGAGUAGCAUCACAAUCCGUAUAUUUUUGGUCGAGAUGAUACUAAUAAUAGCCUUACUUGGGUUAUUUUUAUUGCUUGUCAAAUCUUAUAUAAAAAGAUGGAAGUACUUCUUUUAAACAUUUUUAAGAAGAAUAUUUCUCCAAAUCUAGCAUCAUUGUAGAACUAUGUUUUUGAAAGAAAGCAGAGGUUCUAGAGUGCUGAAUACCCCAUCAUUAUUGAGAGCAGGUUGUUACUAAGAAACGGACGCGGUGUCAUCCACUGGUUCACUUCCAGUUCAGUUAUGUGCAUUUCCUUGACUGAGAAUGUGACCUGUGCAUUGCAAUUAGAUUGGCUUGUUUGAACAUACAUACACACAUUUUUCUCCCUUUUGGUUGUACAUAUCUUCAUGCAUUUUAACAUUUUCUAGAUUUCUGAAUGACUUAUGUGUAAAUUUUUGUUUUCAUAAGCCUGAAAUUAUACAGGUUUUGAUGUGUGUCAAGAACUUGUUCCAUACAACUGUGGUAUCGAGCAAUAAUGUGAAUAACUUUUGAAAUUAUAUAAACUAUGCUUAAUAAUUUGUAUUAAGAAUUGGUACCACUAUACAUUUUUUUCCUUGUAUUAAAUCUUUUAAAUACUAGUUUCAUUAAUUUAUAUACAUGUAUUUUUUAAAAGUAUUUCUUUGUACUUCUCCAGAGUACUGUACUUCUCUAUAUAAGUUUGAAUAGCUAAAUGCCAGUAUCUUAUAUCCUAUAUUGGACAUUAGGAACUGUCUUAAAAACUAGGAUUUUUCAAAAAAGGUUUUUUGUCUGAGAAUUAUUUGUUUCUGUUGCCCUUCAGAUAACAGCUUGAGUUUACAGAACACUUUUCCUGUGAGGAGCUCAAAGUACAAAGGUCAGACACUUCCCCCUUUAUUUCGUGUGUGCAGGGCGUGUCCUGCCACCUUCCAGUGGAGCCCUUGGAAGCUGUGUUUCGGCAACGCCAGUAUCCCCGGGCUUCAGUGUGAGAGACACUCCGUCUCCAGACAGUGCACACUCUGCUGGGAGAGAGCAGGAACACGGAACACGUGUGGCUCCGCAGCACCAUGUUCCCGGUGUGGCCAUUGUGUUGAUCAGCUUUAUGAAAAGAGCUUACCAAUUAGACUUCUUUUGUCCGAUGAUGAUUCUGUCGGUCACAGUUUCAAAAAUCAUUCUGUCCCGGAAAGUGUGUUUUACAGUCCAUAGUUUCCACAGCCAGUGCUGUCCAAGGGCAAGUCUUUGAAGGCUUCUCUGAUUUUACCGAGCCUCGUGGGCGUCGCCUAGAGAUCCCUUGCAGGGUGCACUGUCCACCCGCAGUGUGUGUGGAAGAGCCCGCAAGGCAGGGGGACAGCCAGUUUGCCUUGGACAGUGGGUUUCCCCGCCUGGGUGUUCGUUCGUGGUCUUCAGUGUAACGCCGGCUUAUCGUUUCUCGGCUCCCAAGUUUAAGCACCCGUGCUGCCUGGCAUUUGGGGGACGUUGAGGUGUCCAAGGAAGCGUUUGAAAUGAUGAUGGUCCAGACCCUGUCUUCUGAAGCUCUUAAGCUGGCCAGGAAAAGGUGCUACUGGCAGGAAAUCAGUGGAGGGCUUUGACGUAGGCUAAGUGAGUAGCAUGCCCUUGCAGAAAGGUACCACUGCUGUGUGGAAACAUUCUUUUCUCGAUAAUAUACCUUCUGAACCCUGUUAGACACAGGGUCUUCAAAAAGCUCAUGGAAAGUGUGUAUUACAAAAAAAAAAACAAAAACCACUAU